Molecule: messenger RNA, 333 nt
Organism: Priapulus caudatus
Lineage: Eukaryota; Metazoa; Priapulida; Priapulimorpha; Priapulimorphida; Priapulidae
Product: protein argonaute-3-like
Biological process (GO): regulatory ncRNA-mediated gene silencing
Cellular component (GO): P granule
Molecular function (GO): piRNA binding
Source: RefSeq, a predicted model, not a curated record
GUGGCGAACCCUCGCAUGUACGAGCUGAAGGACGAGCGGACGGACACGUACGUGCGAUCCAUCACCGAGAGCAUCAACCCUAACGUGCAGAUGGUGGUGCUUAUCUGUCCAACGUCCAGGGAUGACAGAUACGCAGCCAUCAAGAAGCUGUGCUGCCGCGACAUGCCAGUGCCGUCGCAGGUGAUCAACGCAAAGACGAUAUCUAUGCAGAACAAGCUUCGUAGCGUCGCUCAGAAGAUAAGCCUGCAGAUGAUGUGCAAGAUGGGCGGAGAGCUGUGGAGCCUGCAGAUCCCACUGGUAGGUGGUCCAGUGGGUGGCAAGCUGUGCAAGCGC